GCUGCUCUUAAUUGUUUCUUACUCCAUAUACAUAUUUAGAUAUUACGUGGCCCUCGAAUGACAAAACUUAGUUGGGAACAAGCUAUGAGGAUAGCGAUAAUUUUUGUUUUACUUUGGUCGUGCUUUUCUUAUUCCGGCAAGGUAGCUCCACUAAACUUGAUGAAUCGUCAAUUAAAGACUACCCAGCUCCAGAAAAUUUCGUAGCAACGAUCUCAGUCGUUUACCAAAUGGGAAGUAUAGAAAAGGGGAUUGUUUGCCAAGGUGUGGUCGCGUGUGCGCUUGUGUUUUGUGUCCCUGCCAUAGGCCCUAUUAGCUAGGGCCUAGGAGUAAAAGCCUAUACUUUAUUACUUUAUGUGCUAAAAAGUUAUCGAUACGACAAAAAAUUUUCCGCUCAUCAUAAGUUAAGCCCAAUUCAUUAGUUAAGCUCGGAAUCCCGAGGAUGAACGCAGGAACAAGUGGUUGCUGUUGAAAAAUGUAUGGCACCGGUGUGGUGCCCUAUUAUUAACGAAUCCUCGCAACUGCGAUGAGAGGUUAUAAUGCUAAAAAAGUAUAGGGUUUCUGUAAGUAUCAGGGAUAGAUCCACACUCUUUAUCUGUUAGAUUGUGAUUAUAGUCCAAUUUACAUCCUCCCAACUUACCGUCCGGUCAGUGUUGAGGGCCCUCAAGGAUGAGAUGUGAUCCUUUUUUUGCAAGGACUCAUAUUGAAGAAUUCAAAAUUCAAGUAUACGUUAUUCAUUGUAUUUUGUCUUUAUGUUCUUUACAUAAACUAGAUUCAUUGUAUAGGAAUUAUUUAUUUGCUCAUCUUAAUUUUAUGACCGUUGCAUGGUACUAUAAAACCCAUGCAUGCCUCACGUAUGAAAGAUAAGAGAUUGCAUUAUUAUCUCAUUCUUUAGGUUCUCUUUCCUUCUUUUAUUUUCUCUUUUAUUUCUUUAUAUUUUUCACAAUUAAUAUGGUAUCAGAGCAUGGAUCACCCACAUCCCCACCCCUCCACACAACUACCGCAGUUACCUCUGCAGCCACCCACAUCCCAUUACAUCAUCCCUCCACUCAUGACACAGAUAGCCCAUAUUUCAUCCACCCUUCCGACAGCACCGGUGCCGCCUUGGUUGGUUACCUGCUCACCGGCCUAGAUGAUUACAAUGCUUGGUCUCUCGCCAUGAUAAUGGCUUUACGUGGCCGAAAUAAAUUUUCUUUUGUUGAUGGCUCUCUUCCCAUGCCUUCUCAUGACGACCCCAACCACGACCGAUGGCACCGGGUUAACAAUUUGGUCAUGUCAUGGAUCCUCCACUCUAUUCAUGUCAACCUUGCUCACACCGUCCUUUAUGCUCCCGAUGCCGCCACAGUGUGGUCGGACCUCAAGGCUCGUUUCUCAACCUCUAGUGGACCUCAGAUUUAUGACCUUGAACGCCAAAUAUCUACCCUUAACCAAAAUGACGACACUAUUGCCGUUUAUCACAAUAAACUCCAACGCCUUUGGAGUGAACUCACUCUUGCUGAUCCACCGCCCAAGUGCACUUGUGCCGCACGCACUCAAUAUGCCUCUCAACUUGACCGCCGCCGUCUCAUGCAAUUUCUUAUGGGUCUUCGUGAUACAUUCGCGGCAUCGCGUAGCCAACUUUUACUCACCACUGUCCUCCCUCCAGUCCACCAAGCUUAUAAUUUACUUCUUCAAGAUGAGGCUCAACGUCUCCAGAGUCAGUCCUAUCACACUGACACCACCUCCGCUCUCCUAGCUACACCGGCCAGCCAAACCGGCAAAACCCAUAUCGCUCAUACAAAUUCUAUCUCACGCAACUACUCACGCCCUAACUCCAACCGGUCUCGUUGUACUCACUGUGGCAUCCCUGGACACACACAACAAGUGUGCUACCGGUUACAUGGAUAUCCACCCGGCCACAAAUAUUACAAGAAAGGAAAUACUCAUGGUGCUCCAACCGUCACCACCACCAAUCCCGCCCCUUCGACCUCCUCCGAUUCCAUUCAACAACUUCUCCGUCUUCUUCGGGAGGUAAAUGAACCAAAGGCCAAUCUUGCCGGACCUUUUGACGAAGGAGGAGAUUGGUCAGGGCCAUAGAAAACAUGGACUAUAUUUUCUAACGCUUCCACCCACACCGACCACGCUUUUUGCCGCAUCCCCCACCACUUGGCACUCCCGCCUUGGUCAUCCGUCCUCUAAUGUCUUUAAAUUAUUAUCUCCAAUUCUUGGUUGUUCAAAUAAAUUACAUUUGUG
Molecule: messenger RNA, 2229 nt
Organism: Cuscuta europaea
Lineage: Eukaryota; Viridiplantae; Streptophyta; Magnoliopsida; Solanales; Convolvulaceae
Source: the annotation of a GenBank genome assembly